Messenger RNA from Saccostrea cuccullata (small rock oyster), 675 nucleotides. RefSeq lists its product as uncharacterized. The transcript is spliced from 2 exons. The record is from RefSeq and is a predicted model, not a curated record. Lineage: Eukaryota; Metazoa; Mollusca; Bivalvia; Ostreida; Ostreidae. Bases 1 to 675 code for a protein of 224 amino acids.
AUGUGGGUAAGUGGUGGUAGCACAAAUCUUUUCCUUAUCGACUCAGAUGGUAACACGUUAGACCAUCGGACAGAUGAACAAAACCUGAGUCCUGGUUCCCACACAGAAAUUUACUGUUCUCAGUUAUCUGGAGAUAUGCUUGUUUUGAUGAAAAAAUAUAUCCCGUCACCUCCAGUUGAUGAUGUAGAGGCAAAAAUUGUCAGAUUCAAUGGAUUAGAAGAAACACAGACCGUCCAGUUUGAUGCCAAGGGUAAUAAUCUUUAUAUUGACCCUGAGUGUAUCACAGAAAACAGAAACGGGGAUAUUAUUGUUUUUGACCUGAUUCAUGAUAUCCUUCUUGGGCCAUCAUCACGUCUAGUUGUGACAGAUCAAAAUGGAAGUAAUCGCUUUACUUACUAUGGAUCAAAAAAUGACCCCCGACUGAAACUGGAAGCAACUGAUAUUUGUACAGAUGCACUGUCAAACAUCCUCAUAGCUAACCAAAGCUCAAGCACAGUGCAUAUGAUUGACAAGGAUGGCAUAUUUCUUUGCUUGUUAUUGACAACAGAACACGGUAUAAGGGGUCCUUGGGGUAUGAGUUAUGACGAAAAAUCUCAUCGUCUGUGGGUUGGAUCUAUUGAGGACAACAGGUUAUGCGUGUACAGAUAUAUCGAAAGACAGAAUCACUUUUCAUAG